AAAGACAGAGACAGAGAUAGAGAUAGAGACAGAGACAGAGAGCUCGCAAGCCUCUGUGGGCUGCUACGCUUUUGGUAUGCAUCUAGAGUCCACACAGGGCACUUUUAGGUGCCUGUGCCAGCUCCCUUCUACCUGUCAGCUGGCCCCACCCAUCCACUCUCCUCCCCGCUUCCCUGUCUCCCUUCCUCUCCAGCUGUCUCACCAUCUGUAAGACCUGGAAAGUGCUAGUGUGGCCCGAGCCAAAGCAGUGUUAGCCGAGGAAACAUUUUGCAAAUAAAUGCUCCCCACCACCACUCCCCCUGAAUCCCCUCCCGCCCCCCUGACCCCCCAGCUGCAACUGCUCUAAUUUUCAACAAAGAAUUUCACAGCUCAAAGCACAUAGCCACAGGCUGGCUGGGCUGGCUGUGGUCUGCAGCUCCUCUCUGGAGACAGCCAGAGUCUGAGUGCUAAGGGCAGAGGCCCAAGUCUGAAGGAACUCCGAGGGAGAAAGCUAGAAGCCAAGUGUCUCAAGGGGGAGGUCCUUCCCCCCCACCCCCCACCCCCGAGAGUGAAUGGAGCUCCUCUGGUCUAUGGGCAAUGCAAACUCCCUUGGCAUCUUGCAUUGAUGUCUGAGGGCAGGGCCCACAGGAACCAGAGGCUGCAGCAGUUGGUAUGUCAGCACCACCCAUGGUUCUUCCCACAUGCCUUUUACUGGCUUCCCCGGAAGCUCCUGAGCUGGUCACUGGAAUCACUACCACUUUUAGGCUGAACCCCACCACAUCCAUGGCUGUCAAGCUGGCAGAUCUUUGCCUUGCCAUGGUGUCACCAAUAGGCUAUUUCUCCACCACUGAACUGAGCCAACUCAAGCCAGACUAGAACACAUUAAAGGCAGGUUAAUUGGGAAGCUGCUCUCAGGUGAGUUCACUGUCCCCAAGGACCAGGGAAAGCCAGAGAAGUUACCAUGGGGAGAGAGAAGGUGGGAAGAGAAGAGAGAGAAAGAGCUCACACACAGAGAGAAAAGGAGAUGGAGGGAGGUAUGUGCCCAAAAUGUCUGGAUUAUAUAGAGAAGAGCCUCUAGGGGAAGGACAGACCAGCCCCUGGGCUGGAAACCUCAGGGUUGGGGACAGGAUGUGCCAGGUAGGGACUGAGGGAGAACCUGGAGCCCUUGUCUGCGUUGAUGUAUGAAAUACGCACAUCAGUCCCUUGUCCUGAGGUCUGACACCAAAGAGUCACCGGUGUGUAUUUGUCUUCAUAUGGCUAUACUCAGAGGAAGGAGUCUCGCGGGGGACAGAAUGUGCCUGAGGACCAAACUGAGGGGCUGGAUCCAGGAGGUUGGUGUCACAUGUCACUGAGGACACCUCAAGAGGAAAUAUGGUUCUGACUCUCUGAGUCUGACCUGGCAUCCACUAGCUGACCCCAGUUGGCAUCUCAGAUCAUGCAGAGAUCUAUAUAGCAGACCUGGUAUCUAUACCCGUGGCUUCCGGAGCCAGGAGGAGAGGACAGGCCAAAGCCCCGGUCUCCCCAUGGCCAUUUCAGCAAAGCAGAGCCCUGGGUGGCUUCCACGACCUGUGAGCCGUGGAACAUGGCUGCUUCAGCCCACACCCAAUCUUCUCUCUGGGGUUUCAAGUUCCUCUCAUUUCCUGGGCACACAGCCUGCACUCCACGGCCUCUUUAGCUGCACAGGACAUCCCCUCCACCCCUCCUUCACGGUGGUAUCCUUGUCGUUCCCUCCUGGAAGCCUGGCUGGGUGGCUCCCACACGCGCACACAAUAUCUUGAGUCUAUUUAGCUGCCUGUCUGUUUUUCAUAAAUAGCACUUUGCAGUUGAAUAACCAUUCACGUAGAGUAGUGUCUGGUAAGAAUCCAACAGAACUGAGAUGGCAAAGUGGAUAGUCAUUCGGCAGUUAACAGGUUGGAAGAAGCCACUUUUGUCAAACAUUACCACAGAGUUAAUACAGUACAAGCCAGUAACCCGUCACACCAAGUGCACUGAAGUGGAAAAUAUGUAAUAUGAAAUAGCUGUUUGAAAGACCAGCACUUUUAAAAAGAGACACCUGAGCCGACUCUAACCAGCUCUAGAAUGGUUUUGUAGAAAAAUGCUUAGUGCUGCGCUUAGUACACAGCAUCAAGCAAGGAUCAGGGUGUCCCCCACCUGAAGAGGACAGGUUGGGUCCCAAGCUAAGCUCCUAAGCUGAGUGCCUGCAGCCAACCUGAGGAGCUCCAUGGCGCCCCCUCUCCCUAUGGAGAAAGGAUUCACUUUGCCUCAGGAUUUCCGGGACCUUGUACACAGCCUGAAGAUUCGAGGCAGAUACGUCCUGUUCCUGGCAUUUGUGGUCAUAGUUUUUAUCUUCAUUGAAAAGGAAAAUAAAAUCAUAUCCAGGGUCUCCGACAAGCUGAAGCAGAUCCCUCAUUUUGUGGCAGAUGCCAACAGCACCGACCCAGCCCUACUCUUAUCGGAGAACGCAUCUCUCCUGUCCCUGAGCGAGUUGGAUUCCUCCUUCUCCCAUCUGAGGAGCCGCCUGCACAACCUGAGCCUGCAGCUGGGCAUGGAGCCAGCAACGGAGAUCCAGGGCCAGGAGGCUGAGGCAGAGAAACCAUCGCAGCAGGCUGGAGCAGGGACCCGGCGCCACGUGCUCCUCAUGGCCACCACCCGCACGGGCUCCUCGUUCGUGGGCGAGUUCUUCAACCAGCAGGGCAAUAUCUUCUACCUCUUCGAGCCACUGUGGCACAUCGAGCGCACGGUGUUCUUCCAGCAGCGAGGCGCCAGCGCGGCUGGUUCAGCAUUGGUCUACCGCGAUGUCCUCAAGCAGUUGCUGCUAUGCGACCUGUAUGUGCUGGAGCCCUUCAUCAGCCCUCCGCCCGAGGACCACUUGACUCAGUUCCUGUUCCGCCGGGGAUCCAGCCGCUCGCUCUGCGAGGAUCCGGUGUGCACACCCUUCGUCAAGAAGGUCUUUGAGAAGUACCACUGCAGAAACCGCCGCUGCGGGCCACUCAACGUGACCUUGGCGGGUGAGGCCUGCCGCCGCAAGGACCACGUGGCCCUCAAGGCCGUGCGCAUCCGUCAGCUGGAGUUCCUGCAGCCGCUGGUUGAGGACCCAAGGCUGGAUCUACGAGUCAUUCAGCUGGUGCGUGACCCCCGGGCCGUGCUGGCUUCACGCAUAGUGGCCUUCGCAGGCAAGUAUGAGAACUGGAAGAAGUGGCUGUCCGAGGGGCAGGACCAGCUGAGCGAGGAUGAGCUGCAGCGGUUGCGGGGCAACUGUGAGAGCAUCCGCCUGUCUGCAGAGCUGGGCUUGCGGCAGCCAGCCUGGCUGCGCGGUCGCUACAUGCUGGUGCGCUAUGAGGAUGUGGCACGCAGGCCACUGCAGAAGGCCCAAGAGAUGUACAGCUUUGCGGGCAUCCCCUUGACCCCGCAGGUGGAGGACUGGAUCCAGAAGAACACGCAGUCGACACGCGACAGCAGCGACGUCUACUCCACUCAGAAGAACUCCUCUGAGCAGUUUGAGAAGUGGCGCUUCAACAUGCCCUUCAAGCUGGCACAGGUGGUGCAGGCGGCCUGCGGCCCGGCCAUGCGCCUCUUCGGCUACAAGUUGGCCAGGGAUGCCGCCUCACUCACCAACCGCUCCAUCAGCCUGCUGGAGGAGCGGGGCACCUUCUGGGUCACGUAGUGGGGGAUGUCCGGGACCCUUGGAACCCCUUCUCAUGAAAGGCUGGCCCUGCUUCCCUCACACCCAGCCUGGCAGUGAGACACAGCCCUGGCAGAAAGUCAAAAUGGGGAACGAUGAUGGGAACAUAGCCCCUGACUUUAGCGGUAGGCCCCCUGCCAGCUAGAUUCCCUAGCGCAACUACAGUUAGGGCCUUGGGCUCCUCUGAGGACACCCAGUCUCCUUUGUGGUACUCACCUUAUGACCUUCAGUGUCCCGGGCAGACCCAGGUAGGUUCCUGUGCAUGGACACACCUCCCUGGAUCUUUCUCACACGGUCACAAAAACCUACACAAAGCCCGUAAAGGCCUGUAGGCUGUGUGGGCAGGAGUCCAAGUAUUUAACAACCAGAAGGGGCGUAGGCCUUCUCCAGCCGCUCAGACCUCCUACUGUAUUAAGUGUUAACCUCUUCCACUCUGAGUCAGAGAAGCCUAGAAUCUGGCUGAGUCCUUGGAAGGAGAAGGACAGCCUAGGGUGAGGAAGGGGACAUUUCAAGCUCCUCAGGGAACCGUGGCUGUGUAUCAGCUGAUAGAAAAUGGUUUGAGCAGCUGUUCUAGUCACUCAUGCGUAUCAGCCUGUGUAGAGCAAGACACACAAAGUGCGUCUAAAACAGACAAGGCUGGGGGUGUGGCUCAGUGGUAAAGCCCCUGCCUCUCUGCCCAGGGCCCUGGAUGUGAUUCUCAGCACUAUAAAUAUAAGGGAAAACAAGACAUGCAUAUGUGUGCAGUACACAGAGAGACAGAAAAGCGUAAUAAACAUUCCCUCCCCCUCAUAAACUAACUCUCUCUCUCUCUCUCUCUCUCUCUCUCUCUCUCUCU
Mus pahari (shrew mouse) is the source of this 4496-nucleotide messenger RNA. It is a transcript of the gene Chst3, whose product is annotated as carbohydrate sulfotransferase 3. The transcript is spliced from 3 exons. Gene Ontology annotation, molecular function: N-acetylglucosamine 6-O-sulfotransferase activity; chondroitin 6-sulfotransferase activity. Gene Ontology annotation, cellular component: Golgi membrane. Bases 2201 to 3643 code for a protein of 480 amino acids. Gene Ontology annotation, biological process: N-acetylglucosamine metabolic process; carbohydrate metabolic process. The record is from RefSeq and is a predicted model, not a curated record. NCBI's taxonomy places the organism in Eukaryota, Metazoa, Chordata, Mammalia, Rodentia, Muridae.